GGCGGGUGGGCCGGGCCGGAGCGGGGAAGCUGACGGUCCGUCUCCAGCGCGGAAAAUGGCAGCUGGGCGGCUGCGAUAACCUGCUCCUUGCCGCACGGUGUCCGGCACAGCCAUGUGACGAUCCCCAGGUUUAACAAGCUAGGAGGAAAAGCCAUGGAACCGGAUGUUAUUAGAAUGUAUUCUUCUUCACCGCCACCAUUAGAUGAUGGGACUGAGUUUGAUGAAGAUGAGUUUGGUGAAUUUGGUGGCUUCUCGGGAGUUGGUACAUCCACCCUUGGGUAUAAUGACUUUGAUUUGGAAGACCCACAUGAAAACUUCAUGUCCCAGAACCAUUUUGUGCCUGGCAACGAGUACUCCAGUGAUGCACAUGUGUUUGCUGACUUUCAUUCAGCUGGUGCCUGUGAGGGCAGAGACAUUCACUCAGACUUCUCAAAGCCUAUGCCAAAUGACAUGGCUAUAAUUGCUGAUAAAGAUGCAACCCAGUCCAAAUCAAAGAAUGUUUUUGAAUGUACAACAACAGAAUCCGUAAAACAAACGGCAGUAACUGCGCAGCCUGCCAUUUUGGCCAAGAAUGUCCCUGCAGUAAGUUUAAAACCAGAAGAGCAAGAAGAGUGUUACAAUGGUGGCAAGACCACCCCAGAGGUUCUCACUAAUGGGUACUCGACUAUGGACUCUGAGCAUUCACGGGGAAUAGAAAAUAUGGUUGCCGCAAAUGACCAAAAGGCUAUAAAUGUUAACAUAUCUGAGCUCUCUUCCGACAUGAAACCUGGUCGAGUUGAAGACUUUACUGCAUUUUCUAACUUUGAAAUGUCUGCUACUUUAACAGAAGAAAAAAAGGAUAGGUCUUUAUCAAGCAUAGGAACAGUACCACUGACAACGGAGCAUAGUUCUGACGAUGAGUCAACUUUAGGGAAUCUGCCAACAGUUGAGGCCAGUUUGGACCUUGCUGUAAGUCAUGAUGAACCUGAAGUUGUGGAUGAACAAAUUGAAGGUGCAUUUGCCCCACCGAAGUGUAAAAAUGAGAACGGUGCAAAUGAAGGAGAUGGCACCCAGUGCCUCCCCUCUGAACUUAGUACUACAGACAAUAUAGACAUUUCUAAUGGCAUUCAGAGCUCCUCGGAGUCAAUGGAAGACUUUGAAAGCGGAGAUCAAAAUACUCGGCAGGCAACUUGUGAAUCUUUGGGCACAGGAAAAGAAACCACUACCACGGUGCAAUCAGAAGCUUCUCCUGUAGCACAGAAACAACACCAGCCAGAUUUGGAAACAUGUAACCUUGAUGAAGAAACGCUUGAAGUAGUUACACACAGCAUUGCAUGUAAUGAGUUAGUGGUUGGACAAGACAACGUAGUCAUUGAAGAGCUUCCGGCAGCUGAAACAGAAAGGACAGAGGAAAAUGAGCCUGGUGAUUUUAGAAUUUCUAGAAGCGGUUCAGUGGAUGGUGAUGUUUCUGUGUUUAGAUCAGUGAAUACUGAUGCACAGGCUGGAGACUCUGACAGCAGGAGUGGUUCAAAUUCGCCAACUGAAGAAUUUGCCACGUUUCAGGAAGAUGAUUUUGGUGACUUUGGUACCACAAGUAAUGACAGCGUGUCAACGUUUGGUAAUUUACCACAAGAUCCUACAGAAAAGAAAGCGCUGUCUGCAGCUGACGUGGGAUUAGAUGAACACGGAGCCGCUGCGGCCACAUUUACAAAUGACGAGGGUUUUGGCGAAUUUGGGUCCACUCAAGAUGAAAAUGGCUCUGAAUUUACGGGUUUCCAUCACGACGAAGACUUUUCAGGCGAUGGCCAGGCUGAGUGGAAUGCCUUUGGGGAGUCAGCGCCUGAAAGUACGUCAUGGGCAGCCUUUGGAGAAGAGCAGUCUUCUGAAUGUAAAGAGGAAAUGAGUGAAUGCAGCAGGACUGAACCUGCCCUAAGUAGCAACUCGGGCACAGUGGACCCUGCCUCCUUUCAGUCUAUUGAUGAAAUGGCAAGAAUGAAGAGUACAACUCCAUGUGAUGUAACCUUGACACAAGUGCAUCUGCUAAACCGCCUGGGUCGGAUAUUCCAAACGUGUUUUGCUUCACUGCCAGUACUAGAGGUCAAUGAGGAAGUCUCUACUCUGAGACAGGUUCUGCAGACCGGAUUGGGGAAGAGCGAGGAGGUCAAGCCAAGCAACGGGGAGUUAUUGGCCGUGUGGACGGAGCUGCAGGAUGUGGAAGAUGCUCAUGGCCUGAGGUACCAGUGGGGUGGAUCCCAUAGCAACAAAAAGCUGCUCAUCUCCCUGGGAAUUGAUACCCGAAACAUAUUGUUUACUGGACAGAGGAAGCAGCCAGUUAUAGUUCCUGCUUAUGCAUCUGGUCUGGGUAUGUUAGAACCCACCAAAGAACCAGUCAAGCCAAUAUCAGCUGCAGAGAAGAUAGCUUCAAUAGGUCAGACUCCAACUGCAAGUGUUUCAGCGUCUGAGAUGAACACUUCUACAUGUGAUGAAACCCAGGAUCACGUCCCGCCUGUCCAGUUUGACUGGAGUAGCAGUGGCCUUACUAAUCCUCUUGAUGGUGUUGAUCCAGAAUUGUACGAGUUGACCACAUCCAAACUGGAGGGCACUAACACUGUCAACCGAAUGACCGAUGCAUUUGCUCGCCUCAUGUCCACCGCAGAGAAAACGAGCACGUCUAGCAGGAAACCAAAGAAGGCGGAGGUAGUGAGUGGUGAAGCUGCCCAGGUGAUUGCCACCCUCCCAGACCUGUCCUUCAUGCAUGCCAAGGUACUGAUGUUCCCAGCCACACUCAGGCCCUUGGUAAGCACGUGUGACAAGGCAGACUGAGCCGCCCGCGGACACCAGACUUGAUGGACAUUUUAAAAUAAGACAUUUUACCUUCCUCAACUUUAAAAACUAAUCGGUCAAUCGGAUGAUUUAUUGAUCAGCAGAUCUGGAGGAUUCAACACCAAUAAUACGAUAAUGUUGUAUAUUUAUUUAUAUUGAAGUCAUUUCCGGAUGUUUAUAUUAGGAAACCUGUAAAUACCAGGUGAAGGGUUUGCAGACUAUUUUUUCCUUUUGCUCUGCUGGGUUGUACACGUUAGUUUGGUUAGCUGAUCUGGCAAUGACCUUAAUAAAACAUUGAUCGUUUGGAUGUUCAGAUUCUGUUUCACACUGACAUCCUGGUGAAUCUUUCAAUGUUAUGUUCUGUUUAUUACUGAUUUGAAUCCAACCUCUCGGGCCGUUUCAAAGCCCCUCUGUUGAAACAUUGACCUCUGCUACUGUUUGUGUGUGCCCUGUUUUGACCGAGCCCUCUCUCACUGGCUCAGGCCAAACACAGGAAGAUAUCACUGAAGCCAUUUGCAAGAUCAGAGUUUCUCAAGUGGGCCGCCCGCACCUUUCGAAUCAACCGCUGACAUUCUCAGCCUGGGCUCAUUUGGGGGACCAGGGACCAAGAUCUUGCCUUGGCUAUUUGUUUUAUUUUGCCACUAAUACAUAUUUUAUUGAGCAUUUGCACAGUGUAAAGAUUUGGUGGACAUAAUCAUAGUUUGCAGUGAUUCAGGCUGUAUGUACAUUAAUAACUAUGGAAUGUAAAUGGUGAAAUUCCUAUGGAAACAAAUGAUUCAGUGAAGAACCUGAAUAGGUUGACGUGCAUGUCCAGGUUCUUUUAUAACUGUAGUAUGUAUAUUUACUUUUAGAAUACAGAGAAAUAAAAGAGAUGAUUUCAAACA
Messenger RNA from Leucoraja erinaceus (little skate), 3686 nucleotides. Its product is annotated as aftiphilin-like. Gene Ontology annotation, molecular function: clathrin binding. The record is from RefSeq and is a predicted model, not a curated record. The transcript has 9 exons. Gene Ontology annotation, cellular component: trans-Golgi network membrane; AP-1 adaptor complex. Lineage: Eukaryota; Metazoa; Chordata; Chondrichthyes; Rajiformes; Rajidae. Gene Ontology annotation, biological process: intracellular transport. Bases 154 to 2802 code for a protein of 882 amino acids.